AUGCUCUCAGGCUAUCCCCUUUAUUUUCGACAUCGUCUGACGUUGCCUCUCAUUCGCUCCGUCACCACCAUUAAUCGCCCAGGGCCACCACCGCUACCUAAGGAUCAGCAGCGCGAAUUUGAAGAACUCCAGCGCAGGGCACAAGCACCACGCUCAUCCUCUGUUGACACCCUCCCAAACACCCACCCUGAUGCUCCCACACCAAUCAAACCAGAAUUCAAGGGCGACGUAAACCCCCUCACAGGGGAAAAAGGCGGGCCCAAGCGUGAGCCCGUCAAGCGUGGAGAUUGGAGUUAUAAGGGAAGGGUAACCGACUUCUAG
This is a messenger RNA of Laccaria bicolor S238N-H82, 321 nucleotides long. RefSeq lists its product as uncharacterized. Gene Ontology annotation, biological process: mitochondrial respiratory chain complex II assembly. The transcript is spliced from 2 exons. The record is from RefSeq and is a predicted model, not a curated record. The coding region runs from base 1 to 321 and encodes 106 amino acids. Gene Ontology annotation, cellular component: mitochondrion. Lineage: Eukaryota; Fungi; Basidiomycota; Agaricomycetes; Agaricales; Hydnangiaceae.